This is a messenger RNA of Dermacentor albipictus, 1318 nucleotides long. The record is from RefSeq and is a predicted model, not a curated record. Lineage: Eukaryota; Metazoa; Arthropoda; Arachnida; Ixodida; Ixodidae.
GGUAGGCAACGUUGGGCACCGCACCCAGUAAACACCGACGAGCACAGCUGCUCAGUCAUCGUUCGUCCCCACUACGCUGCGGAGCAUCCGUCUAACGGAGGGUGCCUCGAGCCCUACCUUGUUCACGAACCCGGAAGGAUCAUGACAAUCAAGCAUUGCAAGCGGCUACGCCAUGCACGUGGUGCCCAACCUGGGGCGGAUCUCGUACACUUUGCACAAGUCUUCGUCGAACGCUGAGAUUCCAGGGGCGAGCAGCUCUCGCGAGCGGUGGAUCCCCUCCUCAUCCAGCUUCGAGGCGAUGCAGAUCGAAGAGCUCGGAUGCGGCUUGGGUCCGCCCCACAUGAGGCACUUCGAGGAGACUGCCCGUUACGAUCCGCGCCGCUUGGUCCUUUCCACAGAACCCGACCUGGUCGCCGACGAAGGCCACGAUCUCGAAUGCCCAGCUAAGGACCAGCCGGAGCAGUUGGCCCAACAAGUCAGCCCAAUCGAGGUUUCGGCGAAAGGGCUGACCCGAGGGGUCCUGUUCAGUUCGUCGAGGCCACUUUCCUUUCCCUCUGUCGGCUUCAAUCGGACCGGAGGCUCAGACCAACAAACCGUGAUGGCCACAUCGGGGCAACUCGCUACGAAAGCACCAAUGGUGUCCCGGCUCAGCGGAUGGCUCGAAGGAGUCUCUCAGGGCUCCACUAGCUCCAGAGCCAUGCCGCCUGGCCAGGACUCACAUGGCCUGUUGUCAGUGUCACAGGAACGGCCCAUUGUUCUCGACCCAAAGCGAGUCAGCUUCGGUGUUGCCAUUGCAGAGGCCGCCACUCCACCACGCUUGGACGGCAAAAAAGAAGCAGAAAAUGAGGCUGAGUGCCGUCGCUUGCCAGCACAAGAAGUCUGUGCCUGGGAUCGGACGACCGACGAUGCUAAAAAUCUUCAACAGGACAAUCCCGGAAGAGCAGCAGCGUCGACAAGCGCUGCCGUAACCUCGAAGGAAAGUAGCAGUUCGCCCGAGACACCGCCUUUCAUCAACCCUCAGGUUCCGACGAUAUGGAGUGCCCGGCGUUCUAGCGCCUUCCUUUUUUCGCCGAACAAAGUGCCAACUCGAGACAGCGCCCAACAGACGGACUCAUAAGCGCGCCGUUAUAUUUGCGCGCGAGCAAUGGGCAUAAUCUGCCCGGAUCACUCUUGCAUAAAGUCGGUAAACUGAAGAUGGUAAAAUCUGGAAACGGACAGUGGUUACCGCGAAGCCCAAACCGCAUCGCACGCUUGUCUCAGCUUUCUGAAUUUGUAUGGGGGUGAAAGAAUAACAGUCACAUUGCUUUCUGCUUGGGGA